Molecule: messenger RNA, 7137 nt
Organism: Lagopus muta (rock ptarmigan)
Lineage: Eukaryota; Metazoa; Chordata; Aves; Galliformes; Phasianidae
Gene: THNSL2
Product: threonine synthase like 2
Exons: 9
Coding region: 351-1925 (524 amino acids)
Biological process (GO): 2-oxobutyrate biosynthetic process; dephosphorylation
Molecular function (GO): pyridoxal phosphate binding
Source: RefSeq, a predicted model, not a curated record
UACACAGAGAAUUAAAGACACACGGACCAAAACCCACCUGCUUACAGCCUGCGGCACUGCAGGGUUUGCCCUGUGCGCUGGGGCCGGCUGAGUCGAGCGGCCACGUCCCCAGGGCGGCUCCUGGGGUGACCCCGGGGCUUUGGGUGACCCUGGGGAUGGUCCUGGGGAGGUUUCACCACUGAUGGAAGCCUGAGCUCCCCUGGAGAGCAACGCCAUGCCCCGCCAACGGCUUAUUCCAGCCUGCUGCGAAUGGAUAUUUCGGAUAUCAGGGAAAAGCGCUUUACAAACAGGGCGACGAAGCCCCGCAACGGGCCGCCCGAGGGCUGCGCAGGGCGCCCCGACCCGCCUCCAUGGCUCGGGGCGGAGCCGGCAAAGGGCUGCGAGCCUCGGGAACGGCCCGAGGCGCGGCGCCGAGUGACCGCAGCGCCCACCCAGCACCGAUGGAGUACAUCAGCACACGGGGGGGCACGGAGGCCGUGGACUUCGAGGAAGCCCUCUUCUCUGGCUAUGCACCUGAUGGUGGGCUCUUCAUGCCCAGCUGCAUCCCCUCGCUGGACAGGCCCACAUUGCAACAAUGGAGCCACCUCUCCUACCCCGAGUUGGUGAAGGAGAUAUGUUUCCUCUUUGUCAAGCCUGAAUUGAUCCCACGUGGCACACUUAGUGAUCUGAUUGACAGGGCUUUCAGCAAGUUCAGACACAAGGAUGUUGUUCAUCUGUCCAGGCUGAAGGAUGGGCUGAAUGUUUUGGAGCUCUGGCAUGGGGUUACUUACGCAUUCAAGGAUCUGUCCUUGUCCUGCACUGGGCAGUUUUUACAGUAUUUCUUGGAGAAAAAGCAGAAACACAUCAAUGUUCUGGUUGGGACUUCAGGGGACACAGGGAGCUCAGCAAUUGAGAGCGUGAGAGGGCAGAAGAAUGUGGACAUCUUUGUUCUGCUACCCAAAGGGUUGUGCACCCAGAUACAGGAACUUCAGAUGACCACCGUCAUUGAAGACAAUGUCCACGUCUUUGUUGUUCACGGGAACAGCGAUGAAAUCGAUGAGCCUAUCAAGGAACUGUUUGCUGAUGUCGAUUUUGCCAGAAGGAACAACCUGAUGAGCUUGAAUUCGGUCAAUUGGUCGAGGAUUAUGGUGCAGAUUGCUCACUACUUCUACGCUUACUUUCGGUGCACCCCGACCCUGGAUAGCACCACACUGCCAGUGGUGGAAAUUGUUGUGCCAACAGGAGGCGGGGGAAAUGUCACAGCUGGCUGUAUUGCCCAGAAGAUGGGUCUUCCAAUUCAGCUGGUUGCUGCAGUUAACAGCAACGACAUCAUUCACAGGACUGUUAAAGAUGGAGAUUUCUCACUCUCAGGUCGUGUGAAGGCUACAUUAGCAUCAGCCAUGGAUAUUCAGGAGCCGUACAAUGUGGAGAGGAUCCUCUGGCUGCUCUCAGGUUUUGACAGCCACCUGACAAAAACGCUGAUGGAACAAUUCACUGUGUCCAAAAGCCUGAAGCUGCCAGAGAGUUUGCACAGAAAGGUCUCGGAGACCCUGCGCUCGUGCUCAGCAUCUGAUGAGGACAUCGUGCAAGCCAUGCAGCGCUGCUGGGAGGAGAACCACUACCUGCUGUGCCCACACUCGGCCGUGGCUGCUCACUACCACUACUCACAUCUGGACAGCUGUGCCAGCAGCACACCCCGCUGUUGCUUAGCUCCAGCCUCUGCUGCCAAAUUUCAGGAUGCUGUGCUGCGAGCUGGCCUGGUUCCCGAAAUCCCUCCUGAAAUCACUGCCCUAACAGCGAUGGAGACCCGGUCCACAGUCCUACAGCGAGGCGAGGAUUGGGCACGAGUGAUCCGGGACCACAUCACAGCUGUGGAGCAAUGGUGGGGGAAACGGGGUGCUGCUCUGACCUCCCCGGGACUACAGGGUGUCAAUGGACAGGCCUGAGCUUUAGGGAUGUGGCUGGAUGAUACCCCAGGGCUCAUUUUCCUUUACCCGAGAGCUCUCUGUUACACUGAGAUAGAAACCUACUCUUCCUGUGCAGUUAAUUAUUAGUUGGAACAUAUUUUAACUCUGAAUUAUUAGACUCUUUAAUAAUUUUUUCACAAAAGAACUCUGCAAUCGUAUUCUCUUUUUUUCCUAUAAAGUUAUGAAUGCUGAUUGAAAUGCUGAAGGAACAUCUUUGUCUCAUCAUUGUUAGCCAUCACAAAAAGCUCCCUUAAAAUUAUCCGCAGUCAUCACCUACCUUCAUUCAGUGAUUCUGUCCCUGAGCAUCUUGUACCAGACCUACCAGAAGGAGUAAUGCUGGGUGUCACUGUCAAGCCAUUGUGGUUAGGUAUUAAGAGGAAAUUCUUUGCUCAGAGGUUGCUGAGGCAUGGGAACACUGCCUUGAGGGCUUGUGGGUGCCCCAUUCGUGGAGGUGCUCAAGGCCAGGUUGAAUGGGGCCGUGGGCAGCCUGAGCUGGUGGGUGGCAGCCAGCCUGUGGCAGGGGUUGGGACUGUAUGGGCUUUAAGGUCCCUCCCAAGCCAAACCAUUCCAUGAUUCCGUUGCAUUGAUUCCUGUGUUUUGUUUUAUUUUGUCAGCAUGGAUGGCAGUUAGCAGUUGAAGAUAUAUCUUAGAGCAGCCUCAGAAUGGAGGCAGUGUGAGGAGAAGGGAUUCCCAGACCUCCCUGAGAAUGGGAUCACUCCAAGAGGUGCCUGCUCAGUUCUGGGGGGUGCACAGAUGGGGAUUGAGAUGCCUGUGGUGCAUGUACAGGCAAGGAUGGAGCUGCAGGGCUGGGCGAAAGCAUUCUGGGAAGCAGAAUUGCCAUUGCAAGCACUUGUGACAUCCCAUCUUUGGGUACCAAGAUAGGGACUGAGCUGUAUCCCAUAAAGUUAUGCUGUGCUGGAUUACAAGGGGCUUGUUUGCACUUUGGAGAGGAGGUUCAUGUGCUGCUCACGGAGCUUUUCCACUUCCCAGAGCUCAUGUGAAGAUUUGAACGCUCGUUGCAAACAUGAAGGACAGAAAUGGGUGGUUGGUUUUGUUUUUUUUUUUUCUUUUGUGAAGUGGAUGAGAAAAACCAGCAUAUGGGAUCAGGGAUCUGAGCUGGAAUCGACCUCACAGCAGUGCACACCUUUCAAAGCAACAUGCUGCCCUUGGGUUAAGUCGUGUUUAAUAGCCCAGAAUGUUCAAAGCAGUAAAUGCCUCUGUUCCAUAACUGCUGGAAAUGAACCCAGGGCUGGAGUGAAUCUGCUUUUAGGAAUCAUCCCAGCUACCAAAACUUGCUCAGUGUUAGUAUUAAAUAGUGGCUGUGUCCCCUGGCUGUGGUUAUUAUAGGGGUGCCAGCCACUGGACCUACAUUGUAGUGCUGUAUCUCGCAGCUUUUGGUCCAGUCUUGCUGCAGGCUCUUCCAGGGCAAUUUCCACUGGAAGAAAUAGGAAAUGGGAAAUUCCCCUUAUCUUCAGACUGAAACUUCAGGACUUUCAAUACCACGUUCCCAUCAUGUACAUAUAAAUACAUAAAUACCUCAUGUGGGAGCUGCCUCCACAAGCCGUGCAUCUGGCAGGAUUCUUUUGUGCCUAAAAAGGGAAAGAAAAAAAUGGGAAUAAUUACACCAGGGGGAAAAAUCCCCUUUUGCCAUAAAAAAAAAAAAAAUAAAAAUAAAAAAAAUUCCCCAUUACAUCAAAGGAAGGAUAAAAAAUGGGAGGGUAAUCUGAAGGUUUAGUGGCAUUUAGCGGGGUAAAAGAAAAUGCUGUGAAGUAAAUCAGCAAGGGGAUUUGCAGAGUGUGCAGGGAGAGCAGGGAGCAUUGCCCGGGCUGCAAGCUGCCGUGCCCAGCACCCAGGCAGCCUCUCUCAUCUCUUCACCACCCCCUGCUUGCUUCCCAUCCAAAGUCAGUGGGAGAGAAGGGAUACGUGCCACCAGCGAGGCCACCUCCAUCCCCAAAAUGAAGUGUUUAAAAAUGAUGCAAAAUGCAGCUGAAGGCCUUGUAUUGGAGUAACAAUGCAGCCUUUUGCUUGGCAAUUACUUGCUCCUAGUGCUGACUUUUUCAUAGAUUCACAGAAUGGCCUGGGCUGAAAAGGACCACAACGAUCAUCCAGUUCCAACCCCCUGCUAUGUGCAGGGUCACCAACCAGCAGACCAGGCUGCCCAGAGCCACAUCCAACCUGGCCUUGAAUGCCUGCAGGGAUGGGGCAUCCACAGCCUCCUUGGGCAACCUGUUCCAGUGCUUCACCACCCUCUUUGUGAUGGCUUUUUUCUUUUAAUUAAUGAUGGAGGUGAUGGUGAGAUCUCCCCCCUCCUGAGAUCUGACCCCCACCAUCAGCAGGUCCUUUCAUUUUGCAGCAUGUUAUAUGGGUUGAACUCCACCACCUCUAAUAGCCGCCUCCUCAGACUUUGUGGUUCUCAGACAGGGCCAACUGCCCUGCUGUAAUUUAGCUCUUAAUCAUAACUGAAGCCACCCUGUGAGGGGGGAGAGGCCUGAAAUUGCAGGCAACUCCACAUCCAAGAGGAAGGUUGCAAAUCCGGCUGGCCAGGAGCAGCAGGAUGCAUGAGUGAGGGGUUCCACCGAGCUUUGUUUGCAAGAAGAAAGGGAACAAUGAAUGGUGAAUAGGUCCCCUUGCUCCUGUAUCGCCCCUGAAGCAUCCUGCUGGGGAUGGUGUCCUGUGCAGGAGGUAGAAGAGGGUUACAUUCCUAAAUAUCCUAUAGAGUGGACAAAUCUAAGGCACUAUGAAACCUCUUUUGGUGCUCUCCAGGCAGGAAAAGCCUGUUUGGUUUGUGUGGAGCCAGGAGUUGGACUCAGUGAUCCUUAUGGUUCCUUCCAACUUGGGAUAUUGUGUGAUUCCAUGUUUUCUGGCGGAUGGAGGGGAAGGCAUAGAUGCUGUAGGAUUGCUGUGACCUGCAGAGGGCAAUGCACUGCCACACAACCCAGCCCUGCUGUGGGGACAGGCCUGGGGACAUCUCCCAGCAGGUCCCAUGAGAGGCUCAGGGAUCCAAUUCAUCCCCAGAAUGGGUGCUCAGAGCUUCCACACAGGCUGAGUGGAGAGGAACAAAUUUGAUGGGAAGAUGGAAGAUGUGAGGAGGAAAGUCAUGUGGAAAGGUGGAUGCUGGUGGUACCUCUCUAUCUGACACCUUAACAGGUGGCUGAGGGCUCUGGCCGAUCAACACACUUCUUAGUUAGACAAACAUUACUUCUGUGCCUUCCAGAGCUGUGCACAAAUCCAGGCCAUAUCAUGAAAUAAUUCAUUUCAACAUCAGCUGCUUACCCUUUUCUCCAGCAAAAAUUCCAGUUUCCUUCCUCUAAGUAGGUCUGAUCCAUGCAUCCCAGGAAACAGGUGAUGCCCACAGUCUCCAGUCAUCCUCUGCGGGAACCAUGUAUCUCACCAGGCAUGUUCCCUAGAGAUUGGGACACUUCACAGGAAGGGACAAUAUGGCUGGGGCUCCUUACCCCAUGUAUUUAAUGGGAAGAAGUACGUUGGGAUGGGGCUGUAGUGUGUUGGGAUGGAGAUACAAUGUGUUGGGAUGGAGAUACAGUGUGUUGGGUUGGAGAUACAGUGUGUUGGGAUGGAGAUACAGUGUGUUGGGGUGGAGAUACAGUGUGUUGGGAUGGAGAUACAAUGUGUUGGGUUGGAGAUACAAUGUGUUGGGUUGGAGAUACAGUGUGUUGGGAUGGAGAUACAGUGUGUUGGGAUGGAGAUACAGUGUGUUGGGAUGGAGAUACAAUGUGUUGGGAUGGAGAUACAGUGUGUUGGGAUGGAGAUACAGUGUGUUGGGAUGGAGAUACAAUGUGUUGGGAUGGAGAUACAGUGUGUUGGGAUGGAGAUACAGUGUGUUUAGAAGAAGAUGCAUUGGGAUGGAGAUACAAUGUGUUGGGACACAGUGCGGUCUCACAUUGCUCAGUUGGUGUUUUCUACCUCACAGUUCAUGCAUUCCACAACAUCUUGCUGUUCUGUGGGCAUUUUUGGUGUAUGAAAUUUGGGAUUUGGGACACCUGUCCCAGUAUGGGUUGCAUCUGCCGAGCUAAACAUGGAGGUCUGCCUUUUAAGCCAUCUGCUUCCAAGUUAGAGGUCAUUGCCUCAUGCCUUGCCCAAUGGAGAUGUGGAUACCAGUGCACCACUCCAGUCAUUAAUAGUGUCAUUAAAAAUGCUAUUAAUUAAAGGGAAGGACAGAACAACAGGAUGUUUGCAGGGCUAGCUGAGAUGAAAUAUGGGCAGUUCUACAAAUCUCAGAAAGGCUGAGGAUGAGGAUGCUAUUUCCCUCCAGCAGAGCAGCUCAGCCUUCCUUCAUCCUCACCCGUCUGCCUAUGGACACCUACCCUGUCCCUCCUAUGCACAGGGCUGAUUUUGGGGGCCAUUUCAUCAGCUGCCCAUGGUGUCACGUCCUCCUCCAGCACUGCCUUUAUGGGCCGGAAGGAGGAGUCCACAGCACAGUGAAUUAAAAGCCAAUUCUUUAAAACAGCGUUCUGAAGGUUUGGGUGUUGAAUUAUUAUUUAUAAUGCCCCGGGGGCACUGUGUAAUUUAUGGACAGGUAUGAAGACAAGUAGGCGCUCAGACGUGGGUAUGAGCCCAGUGUGAAUGCCGAGAUAGAGAGAUAGAUAGUUGGAUAGAUGAAGAUAAGCUCCUUGGCCAGCAGGGCUGGAGAUUGGAAAGCUCCUAUAGAUGUGAGCUGUGCUAGGGUCAGAGCUACUAUCCCUGUGCUGCCACUACACAAAAAGUCAUCCCAAAUAUGGUUCAAAUUGUUUGUUUACUUUUGUUUUUUUUUUUCUUUUAAUUAAUUUAUCCCAAGUGCAAGGAAAAAAACAAAAAGGAAUUGCUUUGUUGUUGCAAUUUGCUGCUAGGCAUUCCUAUGUGUGCUAAUGAUAAGUAUUAAUUAAAUAGCUUGCUGUUGUCUUUUAAAUGCAGUUCUUUCAGGCUGUAAUUAAACACAGACACCCAGCCCUUUCUGUCUGCAUAGAAAGAGGCAGGAAGGCCUCCGAAGCUGCUCUUCUUUCCUUGUAGCAGGAGAGAAGUGGAAAAUGAAGCAAAACCAGUUUCCACUGCAAACUCACCACCCUGUGCAUGUCCUUCAUGGGGAGAGCAAGCAGCCAAAGGAAAUUAAAGGAAUGCAACUUCCAAGAUACCAGCCCUGCAAUCAAAGGAAGUUUCUAUGCCCUUAAGAUUUUGCAGCUUCAUGCAUUUUGAAGGU